Messenger RNA from Nilaparvata lugens (brown planthopper), 1943 nucleotides. RefSeq lists its product as uncharacterized. NCBI's taxonomy places the organism in Eukaryota, Metazoa, Arthropoda, Insecta, Hemiptera, Delphacidae. Bases 67 to 966 code for a protein of 299 amino acids. The transcript has 2 exons. The record is from RefSeq and is a predicted model, not a curated record.
UGAAUCGAUUGAUCUAGUUACUUUGUUGUUUUUUCUAUUAUCAAACACGGUAAAUCGUAAAACGUUAUGUCUCCAUCACCAGCAGUUACACGAGCAAACACAGGGCUGAAAUCCGAAAACGAUAAGGCCACCUCUGUUGCGCAGUCGCCGGCAGCAAAGCAGCCUAAACAGAAAAAGAUUCUACAACAACAACAACAGAGAGGGAAUGCUGCCCGGCCUCAUAGCUCUCCGUCUUGCUCAACAGCUGACUGCUCUGCUGUCUCCUUAGCAACCGAACAACAACUUGCGGCGGCUCUCGAAAAACUGUUGACGAGCGACGCCUUCGUUGAUCGACUAGCUGCACGCCUCUCGGAGACUGUCAGCGCUCGAGUCUUGGAGGAUCUUGGGGGCCGUCUGCAGGUGGCUGAGAACAGGCUGGUCGAUCUUAAUGGCGAGAUGGACGCCCUUCGCGCCGAGCUUGCUCAACUCAAGGAGAGCUCAGACAUGCGACUGGACGGUUUGGCUCAAUAUUCCCGGCGAAAUAAUAUCCGCAUCACUGGUGUUCCUGAGGCGAGUGACGAGGAUGUGACAGCGACCACGGUGCAACUACUCAGCGACAAGCUGGGCGUUCCGAUCCAGCCGGCUGACAUCGACAGAUGCCACCGCGUCGGUCGCCUCGCUCAACCGCGUGACAACCAAGAGCCGAGACCUCGGCAGAUUCUCGUCAAGUUUAUCAGUUAUCAAAAGCGAAGUUCUAUAAUAUCGAAUAGGCGUCAGUUGAGUGGUACCGGUUUCUCAGUGCAAGAAGAUCUCACGCGUAAGCGUCACUUGUUUUUCCGGGAAAUGUGUGGAAGAGUGGGUUUCAAGAACGUCUGGAGUCGUGAUGGGCGUGUUUUUUGGAGAGACAACAACAGAGUCUUCUCUGAGUUCUCUAAUGGCCCUAAUAAUAAUGCGAAUUCGGAUCAGCUCGGUGAUAGUCAUAUGUAAGGUACCGUACGUAGUUUCAUUGCCUACCAAGCACUGAUAAUUAUUACUUGACAGGAAAAUUUCCUGAUCUCUGGAAAUGCUCCAUGGUGAAACCCAUUCCUAAAUCGACUAAUCCAAUCGCUCCUGCAGACUGCAGGCCCAUCCAUAUUCUGUGUUCCAUAUCUAAGGCACUGGAGAGAAUUGUGCAUGCUCAGGUAAGUCAAUAUCUUUCAAGUUUUGACUUCUUUUCGAAUUUCCAGUCUGGCUUCCGCCCAAAUCAUAGCACAUGUACUGCUCUCUUGCGCAUAACAGAUGACAUACGUGCAGCUAUGGAUAAAAGAUUACUCACGUUACUUAUUCAGUUCGACUUGAGCAAGGCAUUUGAUAAUGUUUCUCAUGCCUUGCUAAUUCAUAAGCUGAAGUAUCAUUGCCACUUCUCCGAUUCUGCAGUAGCAUGGUUCUCCUCAUAUUUGUCCAACAGAUUUCAGGCAGUAUUUGGUAGCUGUGGUGAUUCCUCUAAUUGGAGACCAGUUUUGAGAGGUGUUCCUCAGGGCUCUGUGUUGGGACCCCUUCUCUUCUCUGUUUUCAUCAAUAAUGUUUCCUCUGUUUUCUCAAACUGUUCUUAUCACCUAUUUGCUGAUGAUCUUAUGAUCUACGCUCACUGUUCAAAAGAAAGAAUUUCAGAAGCAGUUCAGUCCAUGAACCAGAAUAUUGAGUCACUCCUGCAGUGGACUGAUGCCCAUCAGCUGAUCCUCAAUGCACAAAAGACGAAAAGCAUCAUUCUUGGCUUCCCAACUCUUCUGAGCAGAUUUGAUCAGGAAAGACUCCCGGCUAUCACUGUUGCAGGAAAUGUUGUUCCCUACCUGAAGAGUGUGCGAACUCUUGGACUGUAUCUAGACCAGAGUCUUAGCUGGAAGGAGCAGACCACUCAUGUAUGUAACAGAGUGUUUGCAGGCAUGCACCAGCUCAAACGUCUGAAACAUUUCCUGCCUCAAAGC